AUGUCGCUGCCGUCGCAGUCGCACCUGUCGGGCAGCAUGGAGCGCAAGCGCGUGGGGUCGGGGUCGUCGCUCGCGCCGUCCGCGGCGGCGGCGGCGCAGGCGCCGCUGGUGUGCCACGGGCACUCGCGGCCGAUUGUGGAGAUCGCGUACAGCCCGAUCACCGACGACGGCUUCUUCCUCAUCUCCGCCAGUAAAGACGGCAAGCCGAUGAUCCGCAACGGCGAGACGGGCGACUGGAUCGGCACGUUCGAGGGGCACAAGGGCGCCGUGUGGGGCGCUUGCCUCGACCGCCCCGCGCUGCUCGCCGCCACCGCCUCCGCCGACUUCACCGCGCGCAUCUGGGACGCGUUGACGGGCGACGAGAAGCACAAGUUGGAGCACAAGCACAUCGUGCGCACCGUCGACUUCUCAAAGGACUCCCGACAGCUAUUGACGGGCGGAGCAGAGAAGGUGGUGCGAGUGUUCGACUUGGCUCGCCCCGACGCCGGCCCCACACUGUCACUGGAGGGUAUGGCGGGGCCUGUGCGCUGCGCCAGGUGGCACAACGACGACCGCUGGAUCCUCGUCACCUGCAAUGACGUGGCGGGCGUCAAGGUGUUUGAUGCGCGCAGCAAAGACGUGGUGGGCGUGAUGGCAACGGACGGCGCGUGUCUCAGCAUGGACAUCUCACCUGCUGCUACCGGUGGUGGUGGGGCGGGGGGCAGCGCAUUCAUCACCACGGCUGAUGGCUCCACUGUCAAGAUCUUCGAUGCGCGCUCGCUUCAAGAGGUCAAGUCACAUCGAUUGCCACAUCAGGCUGAGUCAGCAUCCUAUAUCCCGUCAACCAAUCGGUUUGUGGCGGGCGGUGAGGACCUGUGGGUGCGGGUAUUCGACUAUGAGACGGGCCAGCAGCUAGAGUGUCACAAGGGCCAUCACGGCCCAGUGCACUGCAUUCGCUUUGCCCCCGAUGCACUCUCCUACGCAUCGGGCUCAGAAGACGGCACCAUCCGCAUCUGGAAGCUUGCCCCCGCUACUGCUGCUGAAGUACCCGGCUGCCACGUCAGCCUCCACCUCCCUUCCCUCCCCACACCAACCAUCCGCGCCCCUUCCGCCCAUGGCCGCGUCUCCGCUCCCCCUCCCCCACCCCCCACUCCCCGCGCGCCGCUCUCUCUCCGCCUGUGGCGGGACGCGCGCAGCCAGCGCGUGGCGCAGGCGGCGGCGUAUCACCCGUUCGUGCUGGCGCUGGGCGCGGGCACGCUGCCGCGGCGGCGCUUCGUGCGCUACUCCCUGCAGGACGCCUUCUUCCUCUCCGCCUUCGCUCACUCGUACGGCGCGGCAGCGUCGCUACUGGAUGGGGGCGAGGAGGACGGCACGGGGGGAGCGGGGGGAAAGGAUGGGGCGGCGGAAGGGGAGGAGGAGUUGAGUGCAUGGAUCGAGGAGUCAAGCGACUCACAGGCUGCUGACGCCACUGCUGACGCCACUGCUGACGUCACGGCGGACAGUGCCCCCCUGCCUGCCACACUAGAGUACACGUCGUUCCUCUCGCAUGUGGUGGCGGGGACGAGGGGCGUGUGGCACUCCCAUGGGCUGGGGUCACCGGGCGAGCAGGACGAGAGCAGCGCAGGGCAACGUGCGUGCGAGCAGGGGAGUCAUCACAACCAUGUGCCCCACAGCAGCAGCAGCGAAUCGGUGGUCCUCUCACGGCCUGCUGACUGGAUAGCUGAGAGCGAUCGCUCAUCCCCCGCAGCGCGGCGGUGGCACACGCUGUGUGUGCUGGCCGCCAUGCUGCCGUGCAUGCGCCUCUACGCUUCAAUCGGACACACCAUGGGCGGCGCUGCCUGGGGGCUGCACGCUGCAGCAGCGGGGGGAGUGGGUGGAGCGGAGGAGGGGGAAAGGGGAGGAGGGGGAAGCAGCGAGGUGGGGGUGAAGGGCAGGGGGGGUGUGUCGGAGGAUUGGCGGUGGCACCCGUACGGCCAGUGGUUACACACCUACUCAUGCCCGGGCUUUGAGGCAGCAGCAGCGCUGUUGGAGUCCGCAUUCGACCGCCUCUGGUCGCUGCACCUGCGCUCCCUGCACCCCUCGUGCGCGCCCUCAUCCCCUAUCGCACUGCAGCAGCAGCAGCACGUGGCAGAGCAGCACCUAUCGCGGGUAUACAGCAGGGCCAUGCAGUUAGAGCUCUCCUUCUUCCACGCCCAGCUCGCUCCCUUCCCUGCCACACCACCGCCGCCGCUGCCGCCCCCCCACGCGUCCGACGCCCCACCCUCCCUCCCAGCAUGGCCGGGCAAUUUCCACCUUGCUUCCCAGGAAGGGGCGAGGGCAGGCAGGGAGGCGUCAGGAGGAGGAGGGGAGGCGGGCGGUGAGGGGACAGCAGCGGGCGUGGUGUUUGUAGUGGACUUUGACGGCACGUGCACCGUGGACGACUCCAGUGCCCUGCUUGCCCGCCUUGCCCUCGCCCACGCCGCUCCCGCCGGUAAGGGCAUUUCUAACAACGAUGAUGCAGCUGCUGCUGGUGGUGGUGAGUGUGGUGGCUGCAGGCAGCAGGUAUGGGACGACCUAGUGCAGCGGUAUGUGCGGGACUACUCUGACUUCAUGCACGCCCAUCUGCCACCCGCUCAUGCUCACAGGGACAGCAGCAGUAGCAGCAACAGCAACAGCAACAGCAGCAGAAGCAGCAAGCAGGGAGGGGAUGAAAGCAGGGAGAGCAGCAGCACCGCCGGCAGCACCCCCGCCCACCUCCCUCCCGGCCUCCUCCCCUUUCUCCACCGCCUCUCCUCCUUCGAGGCCGCGGCCAAUCAGCGCGUGACAGGUGUCGCCGCCCUGCAGGGCAUCCCCCGGAACGCCAUGCUGGCAGCGGCCAGGGAGGCUGCUGACGUGGCGGAGGGGGAAGGGGUGGGGCAGGGCCGGGGGAGCUUCAGGUCUGGAUGUGGGCGAGUGCUGCGGCGAGUGGAGGGGGAGGGUGGUGUGGUGCAGGUGGUAUCCGUGAGUUGGAGUGGGGCGUAUGUGGGGGAGGCUGUGAGGCAUGCCAUGCGGAUGGCAGGGGGGAAGAGGGGUGAGGAGGGGACGCAAGAAGACAAGGCAGAAGGAAAGGAGGGGGAGACAGAGUGCGGAGAGAAGAUGUGCAGUGGUGGGGGGCCGGAGGGAGGAGCAGGAGUGGGCAGCAGAGUGGUGGUGAGAGCGAAUGAGAUGGAGUUUGAUGAGCGCGGUGUGUCCACAGACCUGCUGCCGCUGCUGCGAGCACAGGUGGGCGUGGUGAUGGCAGGUGGGGCAUCCAGUCUAGAAAGGGUCAUCCACGCCUUUGGUGUCCACCGCCUGCCACUGGUGGCGCUGGCUCUGCUGCACAUGCAGCAAGGGGCGGCGGGAGAGGCGAAAGUGAAUGGGGAGGGGUGUGUGGGUGCCCGCCGUGUGAUGGAGGUGGCACCAUGGACGCUGCUUGAUGCGAGCUGCUGGGAGGAGCUUGAGGUGUUCCUCUUUGGCAUUCAUUUCACUGACUUUGAUAGCCAGUGGUCUGGCUACUAA
Messenger RNA from Closterium sp. Naga37s-1, 3495 nucleotides. The record is from the annotation of a GenBank genome assembly. NCBI's taxonomy places the organism in Eukaryota, Viridiplantae, Streptophyta, Zygnematophyceae, Desmidiales, Closteriaceae.